This is a messenger RNA of Ostrea edulis (European flat oyster), 1215 nucleotides long. RefSeq lists its product as uncharacterized. The coding region runs from base 88 to 1215 and encodes 375 amino acids. The transcript is spliced from 5 exons. Gene Ontology annotation, biological process: protein polyubiquitination; ubiquitin-dependent protein catabolic process. Gene Ontology annotation, molecular function: ubiquitin protein ligase activity. Lineage: Eukaryota; Metazoa; Mollusca; Bivalvia; Ostreida; Ostreidae. The record is from RefSeq and is a predicted model, not a curated record.
CCCUCAGUUUCUACAGAUGUUGAUACUACCAGUAUAGUGCCAGUAACACAAAUCGUGCAAACUGAUGUACCAGUUGAUGUUAAUGGAAUGAGUUUUUUUCAGAGCCUAUUCGAAAGUAAUGACAUUACCCUUACAGUGGCCCCAACAGUUGAUAUCGAAAGUGUUGCAACCCCAUCGAUAGAGUUUGAAAAUGUUACAACCCCAUCCAUCGAGGAUGAAAGUGUUGCAACCCCUGUGCAUGUUGAAACUGUAACAGGUGUGACAAAUAGAAUAGUUAAUUUUUGCAAAACACAAAAUAUAUUGGACCCUGUUGAAAUUUUGCGUAAAGUUCAAAAUGAAAUGGUGACUGGUAGACCUUUGGAAGUCGUUGACGUUACAAAUAGUUCUGAAGGCGACACAAACUUCAUUUUGGUAGACAGAACUCAUCUUUUGGAGACAUCGUUUGAUGAAAUCAAAGGAAUUGAGGAUCUUAGAAAGACUUUAGAAGUACAGUUUUAUGAUGAGACGGCUGUAGAUUAUGGAGGCCCCAGGAAGGAGUUUUUCAGAUUAGUUUUGCAGGCCAUCAAGAAGAAAUAUUUUGACAGUGGACUGAGAGAAUUACUUCAUGAAGAUUAUGAAGUUGUUGGAAAGACUUUUGCUUUAAGUAUUCUACAAAAUGGCAAAAUCCCAACUUUUUUGGACCCAGAUGUAAUCCAGAAGAUAUUUUCUGAUUCCACAGACAAUCCAUGCAUAACAAGCUUGAGAGGAGGGCUUGAGACAUUGGGACUGUAUACAAUUUGUAUGCAGCUUCCAAGUUUUCUGUACCUUUUCCAAAAACAUUCAUUACCCUUGACAUUUAGGAUGCUCACAUUCCUUCUAAAGCCUCAAUUUUCUCAAGAGGGCAGCAACAACAUGGAAGUUGAAAAGAAGGUCUACGCUGCAUUUGUUCGAUAUCUAAGAGAAGUCGCAAGUGGUCGGAGAGAACACUUGUCCUUAGCAAACGUACUACAGUUUGUGACAGGAGCUGAUGAGGAGCCACUACUGGGGUUCAAAAUCCCACCCACUAUCCAGUUUCCAGAAGUCAUGAACUCAUUCAUUCCAACUGCCAACACAUGCAUCAACUCUCUCCAGCUUCCAAGACCAAAACCAGACUUAAAUGUGAACUUUCCUUUAGAUGAAAAGCUAUUUGAAUUAUAUGAUUAUGCUUUCUUAAACCUCUUUUAUGGACUGCAUUAA